This is a messenger RNA of Astyanax mexicanus (Mexican tetra), 12314 nucleotides long. RefSeq names its product calcium channel, voltage-dependent, L type, alpha 1C subunit (gene cacna1c). Bases 1386 to 7952 code for a protein of 2188 amino acids. Gene Ontology annotation, cellular component: membrane; voltage-gated calcium channel complex. The record is from RefSeq and is a predicted model, not a curated record. NCBI's taxonomy places the organism in Eukaryota, Metazoa, Chordata, Actinopteri, Characiformes, Acestrorhamphidae. Gene Ontology annotation, molecular function: high voltage-gated calcium channel activity. Gene Ontology annotation, biological process: calcium ion import across plasma membrane. The transcript is spliced from 47 exons.
AGAGGCAGCAGAGGCGAGCCGCGCGCUCUCCUCUCCGCAAAGGCCACCGAGAAACUCCUGCGUUUUUUUUCCGUUCUUUUCUUUUUUCUCCUCCUCCCUCCCGCUCCCUCCCUCUCUCUCUCUCUCUCUCUCUCUCUCUCUCUCUCUCUCUCUCUCUCUCUCUCUCUCACUCUCACUCUCACUCCCUCUCUCCGUUAUGGACUCGGCACGAGCCGUUAUACCGAGCGGUCCGACCCCCGUCCCCGGGAGCAGCAGCGGCGGUUGCGGCGGCGGCAGGAGCGGCUGAAGCGGCUGAAGCGCACAUGGAAUCCAUCAGUGGAGAAGAUUUAACCCCGUGAGAUCUGGAAUCUGGAAUACGCCAGCCCUCCUCUCCCUGCCUUCUUCUUCUUCUUUUACCUUCUUCUACCUUCUCUAUUUUUCUUCUCUGUUCAUUUUCUCUUCUUUCCCUCUCUCCUUCUCCUCGUCUUUUUCUUCUUCUUCUUCUUCAUCAUCAUCAUCUUUUUCUUCUUAUUCUCGUGGCUGCUGCUGCAUCCAUCCAUCAGAUCCUUCUCCUCCAGAACAAACAAUAAGAAGAACGAAUAACAGAUAGAGCUGCCACCAUUUGGGGCGAUCAGUUCGAUCAGUUCUUCUCCUCCUUCCUCCUCCUCCUCCUCCUCCUCUUCUUCCUCCUCUUCCUCCUCCAGCAGCAGCAGCAAGUGGGUGCUGAGGCGUUGGGUUGGGGGGGUGUCGUGUUUCUGAGGAAAGGCCCGGAUGUUCCAAGGAUGCACUGGUUCGUUCUGCUAGGCUCCUCCAGCCUGUACCCGUUUCUGAUUUUUCACUCCAUAACGGGGAUCAGGUAAUAUUAACUCCAACCAGAGGAACAGGGAGAAACUCCAGCUUUUUUUCCCCUCCUUUCCCCUCCUCCUCCUUUGCUUUCCCUUCUUCUUCAUUUUCCCUCCUCCCCCUUUUCCCUCUCUCCUUCUACCUUCCUUCCUUCCCUCCUUCCUCCUUCCUCAACCAACCAACCCCACCAACCCCUCUAACCCAACCUACCCACCUCUUUCAUUUCUUUCUUUCUUUCUUUUUUCCCCCCCAACCUAUCUUGUUGGGGUUGUUUUGUUUCCCUCCCUCCCUCCUUCCCUUCUUUUCCUCCCUCUCUCUCUCUCUCUCUCUCUCUCUCUCUCUCUCUCUCUCUCUUGCAUUCACCCCACCUCUUAAUUCAUUCAUUUCUUUUUUUAUUUAUUUUAUUUUUUACCUCAUUUUUGAAACAGUACAGCCAAAAUCGUCUUUUUUUUCUUCUUCUCCUUCUUCUUCUUCUUGCUCUUCUUCCUCCUGUUCUUCUUGCUCUUCUUCUUCUUCGUCGUCACCUUCAUCUUACGGAUAAAAAAGGCCGGCGGACUACAUAUAUGGUAAAUGAGAGCAAGAACAUGUACAUACCAGAGGAAACCCUUGAAAACCAUCAAGGCUCCAACUACUCCAGCCCGUCCCUGGCUCCGGUGGCGAGUCUGAAUGAGCAGGAGCAUGGUGGUGGUGGAGGAGGUGGAGGGGGUGGAGGCGGAGGGGGUGGAGGUGGUGGAGGGGGUGGAGUAGUGGGUUUGGCACCAGAGCACAUCCCUACGCCGGGCGCCGCUCUCAGCUGGCAGGCGGCCAUCGACGCGGCGCGGCAGGCCAAGCUGAUGGGCAACGCCGGAGCACCCAUCUCCACCGUCAGCUCCACCCAACGCAAGCGGCAGCACUACAGCAAGCCCAAGAAACCCGUCACCACCGCGGCUACCCGCCCCCCGCGAGCCCUGCUCUGCCUAACCCUCAAAAACCCCAUCCGCAGAGCCUGCAUCAACAUAGUGGAGUGGAAACCCUUUGAAAUCAUCAUUUUGAUGACUAUUUUUGCUAACUGCGUGGCCUUAGCUGUCUACAUCCCCUUCCCAGAGGACGACUCCAACGCCACCAACUCCAACCUGGAGCGAGUGGAAUAUCUCUUCCUCAUCAUCUUUACAGUGGAGGCGUUUCUGAAGGUGAUUGCUUACGGGCUGCUGUGCCACCCCAACGCGUACCUGAGGAACGGCUGGAAUCUGCUGGACUUCAUCAUCGUGGUCGUGGGGUUGUUCAGUGCUAUAUUAGAACAGGCCACUAAAGGGGAUGGAGGGACGCCGAUUGGAGGAAAGGCAGCCGGGUUCGAUGUGAAAGCCCUGCGAGCGUUCAGAGUAUUAAGACCUCUAAGACUGGUGUCUGGAGUUCCUAGUUUACAAGUAGUGCUGAACUCCAUAAUUAAAGCCAUGGUUCCCCUGCUGCACAUCGCCCUGCUCGUACUCUUCGUCAUCAUCAUCUACGCCAUCAUCGGCCUCGAGCUCUUCAUGGGGAAAAUGCACCGCACAUGUUUUAACUACAAAGACGGACACAAAGGUACUAUAGCUGAGGAGAAACCUGCACCCUGUGCCCCAAACUCCGCCCACGGGCGCCACUGCACCCCUCACAACAGCACACAAUGCCUGAUGGGAUGGGAGGGCCCAAACGACGGCAUCACGAACUUUGAUAACUUUGCGUUCGCCAUGCUGACGGUGUUUCAGUGCAUCACCAUGGAGGGCUGGACUGAUGUGCUGUACUGGAUGCAGGAUGCUAUGGGCUAUGAGCUUCCCUGGGUCUAUUUUGUCAGUCUCGUCAUCUUUGGAUCCUUUUUCGUUCUAAAUCUGGUUCUGGGAGUGUUGAGCGGAGAGUUCUCUAAGGAGCGUGAGAAGGCCAAGGCGCGUGGAGAUUUCCAGAAGCUGCGUGAGAAGCAGCAGCUGGAGGAGGAUCUGAAGGGCUACCUGGACUGGAUCACGCAAGCCGAGGACAUCGACCCGGAGAACGAUGAUGAGGGACUGGAUGAUGACAAACCUAGAAACCUGAGUAUUCCAGCCAGUGAGAACGAGUCAGUGAACACUGAUAACGCUCCUGCUGGAGAUAUGGAGGGAGAAACCUGCUGUACUCGUCUAGCAAAUAGGAUCUCCAAAUCCAAAUUCAGUCGCUAUUCACGCCGCUGGAAUCGUCUCUGCCGGCGGAAAUGUCGAGCCGCAGUCAAGUCGAACGUGUUUUACUGGCUGGUGAUUUUUUUAGUGUUUCUGAACACCCUCACCAUCGCCUCUGAGCACCAUCAACAACCACAGUGGCUCACCGACGUGCAAGAUAUCGCCAACAAGGUCCUGCUGGCUCUCUUCACCGGCGAGAUGCUUCUGAAGAUGUACAGUUUGGGCCUCCAGGCGUAUUUUGUCUCACUCUUCAACCGCUUUGAUGGCUUUGUGGUGUGCGGUGGGAUCCUGGAGACUAUUCUGGUGGAGACUAAGAUCAUGUCGCCUCUGGGCAUCUCAGUGCUGCGCUGUGUGCGCUUGCUACGCAUCUUUAAAAUCACCAGAUACUGGAAUUCUCUCAGCAACCUGGUGGCAUCUUUGCUAAACUCCGUCCGCUCCAUCGCCUCCCUGCUGCUCCUGCUCUUCCUCUUCAUCAUCAUCUUCAGCUUGCUGGGCAUGCAGCUCUUCGGUGGGAAGUUCAACUUCGAUGAGACCCGUCGUAGCACCUUCGACAACUUCCCCCAGUCUUUACUCACAGUCUUUCAGAUUUUAACCGGUGAGGACUGGAACUCAGUGAUGUAUGAUGGGAUCAUGGCUUACGGUGGGCCGUCGUUUCCUGGGAUGCUUGUGUGCAUUUACUUCAUCAUUCUCUUCAUUUGUGGAAACUACAUCCUCCUGAAUGUCUUCUUGGCCAUCGCUGUGGACAACUUAGCAGAUGCAGAGAGUCUAACAUCAGCUCAGAAAGAGGAAGAGGAGGAGAAGGAGAGGAAGAAACUGGCCAGAAUGACGAGUCCAGAGAAGCGACAAGACAAUGAGAAACCACCGAUAGAGGAGGAGAAACGAGAGGAGAAGAUCGAGCUAAAAUCAAUCACCUCAGAUGGAGAAACUCCAACUACCACCAAGAUUAACAUUGAUGACUACACUGGUGAUGAGAAUGAGGAGAAGAAUCCAUAUCCAGUGAAUGAUUUCCCAGGGGAGGAGGAUGAUGAAGAGCCGGAGAUGCCCGUGGGUCCGAGACCACGCCCACUUUCAGACAUCCAGCUGAAGGAGAAAGCUGUGCCCAUGCCUGAGGCCAGAGCCUUCUUCAUCUUCAGCCACACCAACAAGUUUCGGGUUUUGUGUCAUAAGAUUGUCAAUCACAACAUCUUCACCAACCUCAUCCUCUUCUUCAUCCUGCUGAGCAGCAUCUCUCUGGCUGCAGAGGACCCAGUGAAGAGCGACUCAUUCAGAAACCAGAUUCUAGGCUAUGCAGAUCACGUGUUUACAGGUCUCUUCACCAUAGAGAUCAUAUUAAAGAUGACAGCGUAUGGAGCGUUCCUCCAUAAGGGUUCUUUCUGUCGUAACUACUUUAAUAUUCUGGAUCUGGUGGUGGUCAGUGUCUCUCUCAUCUCCUCAGGGAUUCAGUCGAGUGCCAUUAAUGUAGUGAAGAUUUUGAGAGUUCUCAGAGUCCUCAGACCCCUGAGGGCCAUCAACAGAGCCAAGGGCCUCAAACAUGUAGUUCAGUGUGUGUUUGUGGCUAUUCGCACCAUCGGGAACAUCGUCAUCGUCACCACCCUGCUGCAGUUCAUGUUUGCGUGUAUUGGAGUGCAACUCUUUAAGGGCAAAUUCUUCUACUGCACAGACUCUUCCAAACAGACGCAGACAGAAUGCAGGGGGACGUAUAUACUAUAUAAAGACGGUAACGUUGGGAAGCCGGAGAGAGCUCAGAGAAGCUGGGAGAACAGUGACUUCAAUUUCGAUGAUGUUUUACAAGGAAUGAUGGCUUUAUUUGCUGUGUCCACUUUUGAGGGAUGGCCAGGGCUACUGUACAGAGCCAUUGACUCCCAUGCUGAAGACGUUGGCCCCAUCUACAACUACCGAGUGGUCAUCUCCAUCUUCUUCAUCAUCUACAUCAUCAUCAUCGCCUUUUUCAUGAUGAACAUCUUCGUAGGUUUCGUCAUCGUCACCUUCCAGGAGCAAGGAGAGCAAGAGUACAAGAACUGCGAGCUGGACAAGAACCAGCGGCAGUGUGUAGAGUACGCCCUGAAGGCGCGGCCGCUGCGCAGGUACAUUCCUAAAAACCCGUAUCAGUAUAAGGUGUGGUACGUGGUUAACUCCACCUACUUUGAGUACCUGAUGUUCACCCUGAUCCUCCUCAACACCAUCUGCCUGGCAAUGCAGCACCAUGGUCAGUCCCCGUCCUUCAACAAAGCCAUGAACAUCCUCAACAUGCUCUUCACCGGUCUUUUCACUGUGGAGAUGAUCCUCAAACUCAUUGCCUUCAAGCCCAGGGGUUACUUUAGUGACCCGUGGAAUGUUUUUGACUUCCUCAUCGUAAUUGGCAGCAUUAUAGACGUCAUUCUGAGUGAAAUAAACCCAGCUGACCCGUCCUCCUCCACCCCCUCCUCUGUGGUAAGACCAAUGGGGCUCCAGAACACGGAAGAUAAUGCCAGAAUCUCCAUCACCUUCUUCCGGCUCUUUCGCGUGAUGAGACUGGUUAAGCUGCUAUCUCGCGGAGAGGGAAUCCGGACUCUUCUGUGGACCUUCAUCAAAUCCUUCCAAGCUCUUCCAUAUGUAGCAUUGCUCAUCGUAAUGCUCUUCUUCAUCUACGCUGUUAUUGGAAUGCAGGUGUUUGGUAAAAUAGCACUGAGGGACAACACCCAGAUCAACCGAAACAACAACUUUCAGACCUUCCCACAAGCUGUGCUACUUCUCUUCAGGUGUGCGACAGGUGAGGCAUGGCAGGAAAUCAUGCUGGCCUGCUCCCCGAACCGCCCGUGUGAAAAGGGCUCUGAAGAGGGUCCUACCACAGAGGAGUGCGGCAGCCACUUCGCCAUUAUCUACUUCGUCAGCUUCUACAUGCUCUGUGCCUUUCUGAUUAUCAAUCUGUUUGUGGCUGUCAUCAUGGACAACUUUGACUAUCUGACACGUGAUUGGUCAAUCCUGGGGCCGCAUCACCUGGAUGAGUUCAAGAGGAUAUGGGCAGAGUACGACCCUGAAGCCAAGGGGAGGAUAAAGCAUCUGGAUGUGGUGACGUUGUUGAGGAGGAUUCAGCCGCCGCUGGGCUUUGGCAAACUCUGUCCACACAGAGUGGCCUGCAAGCGGCUGGUGUCCAUGAACAUGCCGCUGAACAGUGAUGGUACAGUGAUGUUCAACGCUACACUGUUCGCUCUGGUGCGCACCGCCCUCCGCAUUAAAACUGAAGGUAAUCUGGAGCAGGCGAAUGAAGAACUGAGGGCGAUAGUAAAGAAAAUCUGGAAGAGAACCAGCAUGAAGCUGCUGGAUCAGGUCGUGCCCCCAGCUGGAGAUGAUGAGGUGACCGUGGGGAAGUUCUAUGCCACAUUCCUCAUUCAGGAAUACUUCAGGAAGUUUAAGAAACGGAAGGAGCAGGGUCUGGUGGCUAAAGUACCUCCAAAGACUGCUCUCUCUCUGCAGGCUGGCCUGCGAACUCUACAUGAUAUAGGUCCAGAGAUCAGGAGGGCGAUAUCUGGGGACCUGACUGUGGAGGAGGAGCUGGAGAAGGCCAUGAAGGAGACGGUGUGUGCGGCGUCUGAAGACGAUAUCUUCAGGGUAAAGCGAUCAGGUGGUCUCUUCGGAAACCACGUGAACUAUUACCAUCAGAGCGACGGCCGCGCCUCCUUCCCACAGUCCUUCACCACCCAGCGGCCGCUGCACAUCAGCAAGUCGGGAAGCCCUGGAGAGGGAGAGUCGCCGUCGCACGAGAAACUGGUGGACUCCACCUUCACCCCGAGCAGCUACUCCUCCUCAGGUUCCAACGCCAACAUCAACAACGCCAACAACACCGCCAUCGGACACUACCCCAGCCCCUCCAUCAGUACUGUAGACGGCCACACCAGACCCCUGCUGGCACCUGUGCUACUGCCUCACUCUUCAUGGUGCUUCCCUAACAAGAGCUCGGACUCAAGUGACAGCUGCCUCCCGAUCAUCCGGCGGGAGGAGGAGUCUGCUGAUGAAACGUAUGAUGAGAUGUUUAAAGAGAGAGAGUGCCAUCCCGAGCAGAACAUGCUGUCCACUGAAAUGUUAGCACUGCAGGAUGAAGAGUGUAAGCAGUUAGCUGAGAUAGAGGAAGGGGGUGUGGGUGAGGACAGAAGACCAUGGCAGUCUCCCAGACGAGCUUUUCUCUGUCCUACUGCACUAGGCCGAAGAUCUUCCUUCCAUCUCGAGUGUUUGAGGAGACAGACGAGAUCUGAUUCCUCUCAGAAGACAGCAGUACCCCUGCACUUAGUACACCACCAGGCACUGGCUGUAGCAGGAUUGAGUCCCUUGUUGAGAAGAAGUCAUUCUCCGACCCUCUUCACUCGUCUGUGUUCCACACCUCCUGCCAGUCCGGGGGGGCUGUGCGAUCAGCCCGUACCCUCGCUGAGACUGCAGGGAACCAGUUCUUACGAGAAGCUCAACAGCAGCCUCCCGUCGGUGAACUGUGGGCCGUGCAGCAGCGACAGCAACGGCAACGACACCCGGAGCUCCCGGAGAGCGCUGCGCCCCGUCUCUCUAACAGUGCCCUCCGUAACAUGCAAAGAGACCGGCCUGCACUCACACGGCAGCGCUGGCAGUCUUGUAGAAGCGGUGUUGAUAUCUGAGGGACUGGGUUGCUAUGCACAGGACCCCUCCUUCAUUGCAGUGGCGAAGCAGGAGCUCGCAGACGCCUGCGACAUGACAAUGGAGGAGAUGGAGAACGCGGCGGAUAACAUACUAAACGCCAACGGACCUCCCAGCCCUAACGGCAACCUUCUGCCCUAUAUGCACUGCAGGGACACCGGCAGCCAGGAAACGCCGCGGCGGCGCUCCCGAGCCGAGGAGACCGAGGAGCUGCUGAGGAGCGGCCUGGAGGACAACGAGACGGGGGCGGGGGGGCUGCGGGCGGCUGGGGGGAGUCAAAGGAACAGCGGGCUGAUGGAGGACGAGGACAUGGAGUGCGUGACCAGCUUGUAGGGAAUAACAUCAGCACGGAGGACGUCCUCCGUCUCGCCCGACGCUCUCGUUCUCGCACCGGUUCCCUCGCUGCGUCCGGGGACGCCGGCGGCCUCUAGUCGGAACAGUCUCUCUCUUUCAAACCUGUAUUUAUCGUAGGAGCAUAAUGCAAUUCGUCUUAGCCGAAACCGAUUCUUUAAUUUCCUAAUUUUCUCUUUCUCUUAUUUUUCUUUCUCUUUUUUUAAGGUGCGAAUGGCUGUGAGCAAAUGUGUGCGCGCGUGUUCGUGGGCGCGCGACGUGACGUGAGAGAGUGCGAGAGUGAACGCGAGAGAAAGUAUCUAAAGUGCCUCACAGUUCUUAGAACUUUGACUGAGAGAUAGACGUAAAGAUGCAAAGACAAAAAAAGACUUUCGACAACACAGAAACACAAAAAAAAGUAGGACUCUACUUUGUCACUCUUUUUUUGUCGUACACACUCUUUUCUCUCGUCGCUUCAUCGUUAAGGUUUCAUCAGGCCGCCUGCGAGGGCCCGGCGGGGGCCGUGCGAGUUCACGCCGGUCCGUCUUCGGGUCGGAGACGACGCCGCGGAGCAGAAGCAGCUUCUGGUUCCUCUCCUCUCCUCUUGCUUGCGUUGUUCGACGUGCAGAGCGGUGGUUCUAAGCACCGGCGUCCUCCAGCAGGCUGUCGGUGUGGGGUUUUAUUUUUUAAAGUAAAGUAAAGUGAAGCGAGCGCUGGGAAGAGAAGCGUACAGCGGAGAGACUACAAAAAGUGCAGGAGUUAAGAGCUUUGUGCAGCUGUGCUACAAGUCUCCUCUCGACUUCUUCUUCCUCUGUUCAGCUGACCACUAAAAGGAGGAGGCCUGCAUCCCAGCCCACCAUAUACCUCGACUUGUCUCGACUCGUUACUUUGAUUUACUUUACUUUUGAAUUGUUUGAACUGUUUUUAAUCGUUUUCUUGGAAUUGCUUUUUGGCAUUGAUUCUUUUGUUUUUUCUUUAGGUUUUUAUUUUUGUAGAUUUUUGUAGGCCAGUUCUAAAGCUCACCCUGUGGUGGUGAUGGUGGUGGUGGUGAUGGUGUGAUUCUGAGAACAGUAGGAGGAGAUUAAGCUUGAAGAAAACAAGGAAACAUAAAGAGAUAUCUCCUCCACAGUGGGCUGGGGGAACGGUUCAGGCCGAGAAUCUGUUUCUGUGUCGGCGCAUGCUGUAUUUGAUAAAAUUAACAGUAUAUAUUUUUUUUGCAUUAAAAAAAGAUCUACUUUAAUUUCUUUUUCUUUCCUAAGGCCAGCCUUUUGCCAGUAUUGCAUUUUUGCAAUUUAUCCUGAUUUGCAAAGAGAGUGCACUCUCACCCCCCGUUUCUUUUCAUUUGUAUUAGUUUUUAUUUUAUUUUAUUUUAUUUGUUUGUUCCGGAUGGGAGUUGAACAUGAUGUUAAAUAUCCUAAACGCAUAGCAUGGUGGAGUGUCUCUGCCGGGGUCGCAGCACCUCUGACAGGUUUUAAACUGUAUUUAUUUAUUUAUUUCUCCCAGAGAGAGGACGUGUGCUCAGUGGGGAUGCUCUCUAUUGUUGCGUUCAGGUAAAUCAUAAGGUAGCAGAAGCGUGCUGACGUCCUGCUCAGCCGGAGGUACCGAAGGCGGACAUGCUUCCAAGGCUUUCGUUCUUAUUGCUGCUCUCGUGUUGGUCGACCGAUGGUCCGAUGGAGUCAAACUACUGAAGUAGCCGGACGGCUCAAACUGCCAAAACGCUUUUUAUUUGAUACGGUGUGACUUUCACAGCUUAACUGUUCUCGCAGUUAACGUAGAACCACUUAAAAAAAAAAAAAAAGGAUCCUCCUCUCCCACGAGCAGGGAGAGAAUACUGCUAAACUAAUCAUGACGUUAAAAAUAAAAGGUGCACUUUGGGGAGAGAUAGGAGCGAAGAGAAAAAAAAAAACAUUUAUUUAUUCAGGGACAUCUGGGUAGCCUAUCAUUUAAGACACUCUUUCUAAUGUAGUUUACACAGGGCUAAAUAUAUCAUCAUUAAAAGUCACGGUUAGAUUAUACAUUAUUAUGAUUAUGAUUAUGGUUAUUAUUAUUAUUAUUACUGUUAUUAUGAUUAUGAUUAUGGUUGUUGUUGCUGUUGUCUGAACUAUUUUGCUUGGUUUAGCAGUGUAUGCAUGCAUUCAUACAAUCACACAAGACACAUACUCAGAGAGGAAGAAUUUUAGCGAACUAUUAUGCAAAUAAGAAAAUAAGGUUGUUCAGAUGUUCUAGGUUAUAUUAUUGUUACGUGAGCCAGAACGACGCGUGUGCUUCUGAAGACUUUUCAAUUUGACGAUCGUGAGAACUGAUAGCGUACUUUGAUAGCGGACUCUUUAUUAACUCCAUGACUCUUUACCACGGCGAUAAAGGAGGUUAUGUCACUGCUUUGCAUUCUGGGUAUCGGUAAAUUUGGUUAUAAUUAUUAUAGCUUUGGGUAGGUGAGUUGAGCGUCAGUCUCUUUUUUAAUUUUGUUCUGGUUUGUUUUAGUUUCCCAGAUUGAAACUUAGCUGAGAUGUUUGUUGCAAUACUGUGUGUGUGUGUGUUUAAGUGUGUGUUAAAGUGUGUGUGUGUGCUUCAUACCAGGCUUCUUAAAUUUAACUCAAUCGAACAUUUAGUGCCCUAUUUUAAACCCCACCUAUAUAUAUUUAUAUUAUUAUUGUUAUUAUUAUCAUGCCUUCCACCUGCCUUGUUUAAAUAGCAACAGAGCUCAUGAAUAUUCGUAUCUACACUGAUGGGCGUGGUGUUCUGGAAAUGAGGUGUGUUCUUGACAAAGAAAAACACAGGAGCUCCACUGACUGAAUACAACCUAGACAGACGCCAACAGUCAGACGUUCAUCGCUAUCUUGGCAGCACAAACCCAACUUUUACAUCAACAAUAAACAGAAUACUAAAUUAAAUAACAUUGGCGAAUGCUGAGAAGCGUUUGUUGAACACGUCCAGGUAGCUGCACCCUUAAAAUAGCAAUCCGCCAAAGUCAGAGCUCACCUGGUUCUUAAAGGGAAUGAUGAGCAAGUGACACGCUGUACUUUUCCCGACGUUAUGAUAGCGAAGACACACUGAUACUGACCCUAAAUCAUAUUUGACUGCUCGUUUAUAGAUCUCCUACACAAAGCCCUUAGUCGCUUUUCAAGAUUCUUCUGUUUUAUGACUUUUAGUUCAAUUUAAAGUGUUUCUCACCUGCUGAAAGUGAACAAACGUACUGUUCUCCACUUUAAAUGAAAGAAAGGAAAAAGAGAAGUUUAUGGGAAAACCUAAAAUAAAGACAUGUAGCUGAAUAUCCUCCCAAAGCCACCGCAUCAGUCCCUCCCCCCGAUCCUGACCAUUAGUUUUCUCUUUUACACAAUGUGCCAUGUGUUACGCUAGGCCACGACUGUGCGUGGAACAUGAGAGAGAGAGAGAGAGAGAGAGAGAGAGAGCACGCGAGAGAGAGAGAGAGAGAGAGAGAGAGAGAGAGAGAGAGAGAGCGAGAGCACGCAAGAGUAUGGAGAGAGUGCGCGUCUGGUUCGUGGCCCAUGUGUGUGCAGUAUAUAUGCAGAAUGCACAGAUGAUUAUGUGGAUGUGUGCCUGCAUACCACAAGAUAUGCAAAAACAAUGCAAUAACAACUAUGACUGUAUACUAGAAUUAAAAAAAAGAAAUAUAGCUGUAAAAAAUAUAGAUAUAAUAUAUUCAGUUAUAUACAGUUGUUGUGUAUUACGUUACAGAUCUUUACAUUUAAAAAAGAAACCUGUUAUACUUGAAAUCAGGUGCAUUUCAGUAUUUUCAGUACAAAACUAUAUAUGUACAUAUAUAUGUAUAUAUGUACAUAUAUAGUGCCAGAUUUGGUUUAAGUUUGUUCUCUCUCUCUUUCUCUGUUUUUCUCUCUCUCUUUUCAAUCUUUUUUUUUUUUUGCUUUAGUUUAUUUACUUUUUUUCGAUAACUAGGUGCACAAGUCAUUUAAAGGUGCAUGAAGUUCAUUUUAGCAUCUCUUCUAUUUUCAUAUUUCUUUUAUUUUUUGAUUUUCAUCCUGAACAGAAGUUCUGAUUGCUGACGGAGCUGAAGAUAAAUGUUUUAUUUUUAUUCAGAUUAAAGUGUGUAAAUAAGGGAGGAGGGAGAAGUGUGUGUUGCUGUUAUAGAAAGCGUUAUAGGAUGUACGUGGCGUAAAGCUGAUUUUGCAUAUCUUGUGUUCAUCCAGUUCAUCCAGUUGAAAAGUGGCUGUAUAUAAACUCAGACCAGCAUUUCUCUCUUUUCACCUCUGUGUUAAAUCCAUUAAAUCCACACCAAACUUUUUUUUUUUUUUUGGUUCUUUCUCUUCUUCUACUCUUGAGGAAUCUGAGCAGAAAUAUCAGCGAGAGUGUGUAUACAUAUAUACAUUUAUAUAUAUAUAUAUAUAU